AGGUAUCCUGAAAAUGGGCGAAUCAAACGGAACAGACCAGGAAAGUUCCUUUCCUUCGGGAACUAUUGCGAAGCUGACAUGUGAUAUUCUCAACAACACGUUCUAUAACAUUAUCCAUGACAUAGUGUCAAAAGUCCAUCGGGAUGAAAAGAUCGCUCGAAUGCGCUCUGCUGUCACAAUUGCUAGGCAGAAAGCCGAAGAAGAAGCAGGAAGGCGCCGAGAAGAAGCAGGUGCCAAGCCCACUGCGUUAAAACCGGGCGAAGAUUUUGAAGAACUCAAGGACAUCCGCGUUGAGACUGAUGGUGCCAUUUUUGAAGAUGGGAAGGUUUAUCUCAAGGGAAACCCACUUAAUACUACCAAAGAAAUAAUCUGCCCCGACUGCCGAUUGCCACGUCUACUUUAUCCUGUGACUGGGCUGGGAGCCCGGCCCCCUCCGGAUCCAUAUCGAGAAUAUUGUCAAAAGCAACCAAUGAUCAGCAAACCAGGGCAUGAUGUUCAUGGGAAUCCGUUUGCUACGGACAAACUGAAUCCCAAGAAGAAGAAACAGACCAACACUUCAAAUACGCCAGCGUCCAGCCCGCCUACAACGCCGGAUAGCUCCUUUAAGCAAGCGGCUCCAGAGAAAGUAUCAUUUCCGACAGUCAAGUGCCCUAAUUGCCCAAGGUACUUUGUUGUGACGCGAGUGGCACAGCACUUGGACCGAUGUCUCGGCCUAUCUGGCCGACAAGUCAAUCGAAACAAAACGCCCAUGGAAAAUGGUAGCAGUACCCCUACUUCUGCGCCGCCCAAACGUCCAUUAGAUGACGACACUCCGCCAACUAUAACGAAGAAAAAGAAACUCGGUGCUCCUAAAAAGCUUUCAGGGAAAAAGCCGCCACCGGCUCCCAGUAGCAAACUCAAGAAUGGUGUGACGCCUGACAUGGCGGCAGCCGCGGACGCUGCAGCCGCUGGUGACGGCGAUAUAAAAAGCGAACCGAAUGGCGACAACGCAUAG
Molecule: messenger RNA, 994 nt
Organism: Aspergillus nomiae NRRL 13137
Lineage: Eukaryota; Fungi; Ascomycota; Eurotiomycetes; Eurotiales; Aspergillaceae
Product: SGF11 family protein
Exons: 2
Source: RefSeq, a predicted model, not a curated record